AUGACCAUGCCCAGGGGUCCUAAUUCAACUAAUGGACGCGUCUCCAAGACCUGUGUCCUUCUCCGGUCGUUAAAUGGGGCAAAUAUUGCCGCGUUGGAACGGGAGAUUGCCACACCCGAUGAUCAAGUACAGCACCAACUGAACAGCCCUCCGACUCGUCCAGCUCGUGUAGCUCCCAAUACACUUGAUGAUGUACAAGUGAACAUCCUUGUUGAAUGGAUUCGGCAGGAGAAGGAGCUCUUCUGUCUUCCUAUGGGACCCCUCAUCACAACAACCGCCGAUGGGUGGGCGGCAGAUCCAUUUAUCCUUAUUCAGGGCGACCACUAUUUCGACGAGUGGUUGACCUACGAAAGAACUCCCGAUGGAACUGGAUUCAUGCUGAACCCGGGCGGCCGGGUUAGCGAGAAGGCUGCAUGCGAGUGGAUCGGGUCUUUCCAUCGCCAGACCAAAGAUCGCACUGCAGAUGGCCAUCCAAGACAAGUCAACCGCUUUAAGAGCACACGCCCACCGUGGCGGCAGAUGCUCAACAUGAUGGAUGGCUAG
Messenger RNA from Penicillium expansum, 543 nucleotides. RefSeq lists its product as uncharacterized. The coding region runs from base 1 to 543 and encodes 180 amino acids. Lineage: Eukaryota; Fungi; Ascomycota; Eurotiomycetes; Eurotiales; Aspergillaceae. The transcript is spliced from 2 exons. The record is from RefSeq and is a predicted model, not a curated record.